Molecule: messenger RNA, 1440 nt
Organism: Pelagomonas calceolata
Lineage: Eukaryota; Pelagophyceae; Pelagomonadales; Pelagomonadaceae
Source: the annotation of a GenBank genome assembly
CGCCGCUUCGGCGUCGGCGUGGCGGCGUGCCAACACUACUGAGCGUGCGAACUGCGGAGAGUAACAGUAAUUGUGGCCCGGAGUUGUACAGCGCACCGUGUGCCUGUCAUUGUCGGCUGUGACGCUGCACAGCAGUGGCAGCCACUCGUGGUGCCAGCAGUCACGCGCGCAGCGAUGGCUCUCCCGACGGGUAGCCCGGUAACGCUGGAGCUCCGCCGCCGAAGAGGCGACGGCGCUGCAAAAAUCAUCCACGACGUCGCGGACGGCUGCGCGCGGUGCGUCGACCUGCACGUGGCCGGCGCGGUCCUCGUGGCGGCCAGGCUCGCCGGUUUUACCGCGCUGCCGUGGGCCGUCGCGGCGCUGCCCUUCUUCGCGGCGACGGGCGCGGCCUUCGCGGCGCAGGUCCGGUUCCUCCGGACGGCGGCGCAGCUGCGGCUGCGGCCGCCGGCGCCGGACGAGUUCGCCUACGGGACCGUUUCGAAUGGCGAGGGCGCGAUCCACGAGGACGCGCUGCCGCUCGCGCGGCGCGGCGCCUGCGGCGUGGCGCUGAGCGUGCCGGCCGCGGGCGUGGUCCUCGCGGCGCAGCUCUGGGCGCUGGCCGGCGUCCUGAGCGUAGAUGGUCAAAAACGAAACGACCGCCUCGCCCGGGCCUGCCUCUGCAUCUUAAGUUUAGAGACGGUCGCGGUCGCGGCGUCGAUCGUCCUGCGGGGCCGGCGCGGCUUCUCGACGGACGACCGCCAGAACGGCGGCGAGCUCGGCGCGACGCUCCACUGUUUGAGUUGGUUGAGCCUGGCGCUCGGUGUGAGGCGCCUCCGCGCGUCGGCCGCGUUCCCGCCCGCCGGCGCCGUCGACGCGUUCGCGCCGCUCUGGUGCGCCGAGGCGUUGCUGGUGGCGGCGCUCCUGCACCUGUACCUGCGCCACCGGACGGGCGUGUACAAGCUCGAGAAGGACCAGCUCGCGGGCGCCCUGCUGUACGGCGUGUCCUGCGCGCUCGCGGCCGGCGGCCAGGCGCUCUUCGUCCGGGGGCACGUACAGAUCGCCGCGGUGCUCCUGGGCCUCGCGGCCGCGGCGUUCGGCGUGCCCCUGCGCCGCGCGCUCAAGCGCCACGCGUCGCAGCUCGAGGCGUCGCGCGGCCACGAGCCGCCGCUGCCGCUGCGCCGCGACGCCGCGGGCCACUGGACGCCGACGGGCGCGCGGCCGUCGUUCUGGUUUCUGUUGGGCUCCUUCCAACGGACGCGCGUCGACCCGCCGCCGCCGCGGGUCUGCGCGAACUGCGCCGCCUGCGCCUGCGCGACGACGGCGUGCACGGCGUGCGCGGCCCUGCCGGACGAGGCGGGACUCGCGCCGGGAGGCGUGCGGACAAUGACGCCCCUCGAUGCGCAGACGCCGCCGCCGCUGAGGCCUAGGGCAGACUCUGGGCCGAUGCCGCCCGACGCCUAA